AUGUCUCUGAACGAAGUCUGGGAGGCAGCCUCCGCAUCCCCUUUCCAACCUGUUGUGUCAAAGGACGGCCAGUUUUCUGUCGGCUUCAGUCUUCUCCUUCUUGCUUUAAUCUUCACCGGUCUCUUCGGCUUGAAUCGAUCUUUCCUUAGCCUUGCGUCCCUCGGUGUCCCAGCUUCGUUACUCUUUGGUUUCGGAGCUGUGUUCAUGAUCUGCGCCGUCGGAGUCUAUGUUUAA
Molecule: messenger RNA, 234 nt
Organism: Penicillium argentinense
Lineage: Eukaryota; Fungi; Ascomycota; Eurotiomycetes; Eurotiales; Aspergillaceae
Product: OST5 family protein
Exons: 4
Coding region: 1-234 (77 amino acids)
Biological process (GO): protein N-linked glycosylation
Source: RefSeq, a predicted model, not a curated record